CCUGUACACCAGUGAUAGAGGACCUGUACACCAGUGAUAGAGGACCUGCACACCAGUGAUAGAUUACAUACUGUACACCUGUGAUAUAGUACCUGUACACCAGUGAUAGAGUACCUGUACACCAGUGAUAGAGUACCUGUACAUUAGUGAUGGUGAGCCUGUGUGCACUAGUGACAGGCUUGACCUCUAAGUGAGUUGUGAGACUGUACUGGACUCUCCCAGGCCAUCUGCAACACCCAUUGAUCGCUGUCAUCAGUGAUUGAUCCUGGUGGGCGGGAGUAAGCUGUGAUUGACAGGUGUGGAUGACCGCUGAUCAGCAGUGUGCAGGAGGUUGUGUGUCGGUACUUACUGUUCCAUUAGUGAUAGUGCAGUGACUGCAGCAGGUCAGAGGUCGGAAGGGGGUUGGCCGGACUUAUAUAGGGUGACAAGGCUUAUAUAGGGUGAUAGGGAAAGCCGGAGAGUCUGCAGGUGACAACAGAUGGGACCACAUGAGAUCACAGGGGACGGCUCACAAGUGGAUUGACCUGGAAAGUGAAGAUGGUGUCCGGCUGCGAAAAAGGGUUUUUACAAGAAGCUGCACAUGUGGCUGGUGUAUGAAUAUAGCUCCAUGUCAUACUGAUCACCCGACAACCUGGAUUAUCUGCAGCAAGACCAAGACCUGGAGAGAAGAUGGUUCAGAAGUACCAGUCACCUGUGCGGGUCUACAAAUACCCAUUCGAGCUUGUCAUGGCGGCUUACGAGAAACGCUUCCCUACCUGCCCGCUCAUCCCCGUCUUCAUCGGUAGCGAUAUCACCUACGAGCACAAGAGCGAUGAUGGGUCACUACAUGUGGUGGAGCGCAGCUGUAAGCUCAAUGUGGACGCCCCUCGGCUACUCAAAAAGAUUGCCGGUGUGGAAUACGUUUAUUUUAUCCAGAAAAACACGCUGAACUGGAAGGACCGGACGCUGCUCAUCGACGCUCGCAACGAAACCUUCUCAACCCGGGUCUUGGUGAACGAGACCUGCAGCUACUCUGUUCAUCCUGAUAAUGAGGAGUGGACGUGUUUCGAGCAGACGGCUUCUCUUGACAUCAAAUCUUUCUUCGGUUUUGAGAGCACAGUGGAGAAGAUUGCAAUGAAGCAGUACACUGCCAACAUAAAGAGGGGUAAGGAGGUCAUUGAAUUCUACUUGAAUGAGCUAAUAUCUCAGGGCAUCACUCACAUCCCCCAAUGGACCCCCGGAGCUACAGGGGGAUACCAACAUGUCUCAAGAAUGGCAACCAGCGGACAUCCCUGCAGCACUGAGGCGCCAACCACUGAGUCUGAGGCAUCGUGUGCCCCAUUACAGCUCAGAGGAGAGAUGGCGGGUCACAGUACAGCUACAGAACCGGAUGGUGAUAAGUUGGAGGCUGAAUAUAUUGAACGCUAUUUGGGACACCUCACCCCCAUGCAGGAGAGCAUCCUCAUCCACCUUCGACAAUGGCUGCAAGAAACCCACAAGGGCAAGAUUCCUAAAGAUGAACACAUCCUGCGCUUCCUCCGUGCCCGGGACUUCAACAUGGAGAAAGCUCGGGAAAUGCUCUGCCAGUCUUUGUCCUGGCGCAAGCAAUACCAGGUGGACUACAUCCUCCAGACAUGGCGCCCACCACCAAUCUUGGAAGAGUACUAUGCCGGAGGCUGGCACUACCAUGACAGAGAUGGCCGCCCUCUCUAUAUCCUGCGUCUUGGCCAGAUAGACACCAAGGGACUGCUAAAAGCGGUGGGGGAAGAGGCCAUAUUACGUCACGUCCUGUCCAUCAACGAGGAAGGUCAGAGGCGAUGUGAAGAGAAUACCCACCUCUUUAGCACUCCCAUUAGGUCUUGGACCUGCCUUAUAGACCUGGAAGGACUGAAUAUGAGACACCUGUGGAGGCCCGGGGUGAAGGCCUUGCUGCGGAUCAUAGAAGUGGUGGAGGCCAACUACCCAGAGACUUUGGGAAGACUUCUCAUAGUACGGGCCCCCAGAGUCUUUCCGGUUCUAUGGACGUUGGUCAGCCCGUUCAUCAAUGAGAACUCCCGACGCAAGUUCCUUAUUUAUAGCGGCAACAACUACCAAGGUCCAGGCGGCAUCUCUGAUUACCUGGACAAGGAGGUCAUCCCUGAUUUUCUUGGUGGAGAGUGCAUGUGCAACAUUCCAGAGGGCGGCCUGGUCCCCAAGUCAUUGUACCAAUCCGAUGACGAUGCAGAGAUGUCCGACCACAUCCGACUGUGGACUGAAACCAUUUACCACUCAGCGUUUGUCUACAAAGGGGCCCCACAUGAGAUCACAGCUGAAAUCCUGGAGGUGGAGUCGGUGAUCACCUGGGACUUUGACGUCCUCCGCAGCGACGUGGUCUUCAGCCUCUACCACUCUAAGAGGGCGCCGGAGGUCCACCAACAGAAGGAUCCGGCAACAGUCACCGCCGGCACAAGCAACAGCAACAACGUGCAGCUGAUAGACAAGAGCUGGGUCCUGGGGGUGGACUACAGGAGGGUGGAGGCCCCUCUGGUCUGCAGGGAAGGGGAGAGCAUCCAGGGCUCCCAUGUGACUCGCUGGCCCGGGUUCUACAUCCUCCAAUGGAAGAUGCACAGUCCAUCCUCGGGGACCAGCAUGGUCCGGGUGGACGACGUCCUGGCGUCACUGCAGGGGUCCAGUCAUAAGUGUAAAGUCAUGUAUUACUUUGAGGUUCUGGCAUCAGAAGACUUCAGGGGCUCCAUGUCCAGCCUGGAGUCUUGCAGCGGCUUCUCCCAGCUCAGCGGAGUCACCAAUUCUUCAAACAAGUCUCACAGCAGCUCAAUGAUCUCCAGAUAACACAGGGGGACACUGAUCUCUUUAGCACAAGGACCUUAUGCCUUAUAACUAUUGAUGGUGAUUUCUCCCACACCAAGGUAGGUGCCCUGAGAACAUGCAGUGGCACUCCGACCCAGGAGAACCCACCUCCGUCAGACACCUAUAGGUCAAGCUCGUGAAGUGAAACCUUGUUGACUUCUCAUUCUCAUCUAAACCAAAUACACAGGAGUAACAGGGAACCACUAACCCAGGAGCAGCUAUGUCGGAUCCGGUGCCACCUCCAUGGAUCAGUUACCACCUCCAUGGAUCAGGUGCCACCCCCCCAGGGAUCAGGUGCCACCCCUAUGGAUUAGGUGCCACCCCCAGGGAUCAGGUGCCACCCCCAGGGAUCAGGUGCCACCCCCAUGGAUCAGGUGCCACCCCCCAGGGAUCAGGUACCCCCAUCAGAGGGUCACCAAGAAGAGAAUUAAGCAGAUGUAGUGUGGUUGCAGUAUAUAGGCUAUGAUGAUAAUACAGGGCUAUGAUGUAUGGGGUGACAGGUCGGGGCCCCGGGCCCCUCACACUCUACCUACCAGCACUUUUUGAACCCGUUUGCCUUUUAUCAACUUAAUAAUUUAUUUCCUGAGGCCUUUUGUGACCGAGCUCAGGUUUCGUACUGAAAU
Messenger RNA from Hyla sarda, 3449 nucleotides. RefSeq names its product SEC14 like lipid binding 5 (gene SEC14L5). The record is from RefSeq and is a predicted model, not a curated record. Gene Ontology annotation, cellular component: cytoplasm. Bases 670 to 2808 code for a protein of 712 amino acids. Lineage: Eukaryota; Metazoa; Chordata; Amphibia; Anura; Hylidae. The transcript has 17 exons.